This is a messenger RNA of Theobroma umbraticum, 1645 nucleotides long. Lineage: Eukaryota; Viridiplantae; Streptophyta; Magnoliopsida; Malvales; Malvaceae. The record is from RefSeq and is a predicted model, not a curated record.
CCAUACCCCACCCCGCGGAGAAUCUCAAUAAUGCCAUCCCCACCAAAAGCAGGACGAGUUAAAAAAUCUCCCUCCCAACUGUCAACAACCCCUUGCAAAGUUCACCGGCUGUUUAUUUUCAGUAAACCUCUCUUCCGCCCCUGAACCCAGCUUUUCUUUUCAAUUUGACGCCCUUUUCUGCCUUCCUCCGUGCUCCUCUUCUUUCGUAAUUAGGGUUUCGGGAUUUUAAACGAGAAUGAAGCACACAGCGACGAAGAAGAAGAAGAAGCGGCCACGCCCGACGAAACGGCCGGCUGUCAACGAUUCGUCACGUGACACGCAUCGUCAGCAGGAUCAGCAGCUAAAAGUAGAAGACAAGGAAGAAAAAGAAAAGCUUCUCUGCUCGUUAAUGGAAGCCUUUGGCUCGAUCUCUCUUGAAGAAGCCGCUACAGCUUAUAACCAAGCUAACGGGGAUUUGGAUAAAGCGGCGGUGACUCCAUCCAAUUUUAUCGAUGAAGAUAACAGCAGUGAAGAUCCGGAACGGUCCACGAGCUCGAUCUCGAGCGGGUCAUCGUCGUCGGGUUCAUCCGGUUCGGGUUUUGCUGAAACGGGUUGCAUACAAAAUAUGAAUGGUGGUAGGGGAUGCUGCAGAGUGGGAAAGCAGCAGAAACGAGUGGUGGCAGCAACGGGGACGGUUUCGACGGUUCUCGGGAAAGAGUACGUUAGGGCAAGCCCGCGGCGCGACUCGGCGCCAACGGCGGCGGGGAGAUCGGCGUUGGUGAAGGAAGAGGCGGAGCAAUUCUUAUGCUCAAUGCUUGGGGACGAGUGUGAACUUGGCAUGGCUGUUGUUAGAGAUGUUUUAUGUCAGUGUGGAUACAAUGUGGAAAAGGCUUUGGAUGCAUUACUUGAUUUGUCUGCUUCCUCCUAUGAACAAUUCAAGAAUUGUAAGGACAAUGUGAACAAUAGACAAGAUACAGGAUUCCUCACCGACUGUGCGGACAGUGUAACAGAUAGGGCAUCUGAUUGCAUGUCUAAUUCAUCAGAAAGUGAACUUCAGGAUAGUAUAUGGUCAGUGGGCUAUGGUUGCAGGAAUUACUCAAAGGUUCUUGCUGGUUCUGAAGCUCUGCUACAAACUUGCCCAAGGAGUAAUGUGUCAGAUCUCCCUCAUGAGGUGUUGGGUUCUUUAUUUAACAUCCCCAAAAGUUCCGAACAGGAACCAAGCACUAUGAAUUGGAGGAAUGUAGUAAAGAAGAUGCAGUCAUUGGGACCAGGGAUUGAUGUUAGUCCAUCUAGUGUUGCAGAGCCUCAGCAGGAUAUCUAUGGUAUUCUUAUGUUAAUUUUCUCAUGCUUUUUUUGCUAUUAUAUGAAUGAGUUUGUUGCUGAACGUGACCUUUACUUUUGAAGUGGGAUUAUUAAUAUCAAUAUGAAUAGUCGUGCUUUGAAGUUGUCCUACCACUACAUUGCAAUUGAACAUCUCUAUUAGAAGUGCAAUUGACAAAGACCUAAAAUAUUAACUACCUUUUCAUUAUUACUUACAUGUAUGUUAGGCACUGCAUAUGUAUUGACACAUUUAUUCUUGUCUUGUCCUGAAUCCUAAGAUUUAGACAAGAUAGUAGUAAGUAUGAGUUAAAAUCCUUAUGUAAUGGGCCAUAAUUUGAAUGCUCUC